Lates calcarifer (barramundi perch) is the source of this 1312-nucleotide messenger RNA. Its product is annotated as heme oxygenase. Gene Ontology annotation, biological process: heme catabolic process; response to oxidative stress; heme oxidation. Lineage: Eukaryota; Metazoa; Chordata; Actinopteri; Centropomidae. Gene Ontology annotation, molecular function: heme binding; heme oxygenase (decyclizing) activity. The record is from RefSeq and is a predicted model, not a curated record. The transcript has 6 exons. The coding region runs from base 169 to 1008 and encodes 279 amino acids.
AGCUGCCGGAGGGAGGAGACAAAGGAGGACCGUAUAUAAGAGGGAGAGGACCGUACAGUAGUCACACAGAGCACAAAGUGUACUGGACAUCCAGAGAGGAAACAGUGAAUCACUGUGGACACAGACCAAACUACCAAACCUAAAGGACUUCAUCCUAACCGGUCCACAAUGGAGACAGAGAAGAAGACUCAGACUGCAGCAGAACAGCUGACAGACAGGGAUCUGUCUGAACAAAUCAAAAAGGUGACAAAGGACAGUCACGUCAGGGCCGAAAACACAGAACUGAUGCUGAGCUUCCAGAGGGGACAAGUCACCCUUGCACAGUAUAAGCUCCUCCUGUGCUCACUCUACGAGAUCUACCAGGCCUUGGAGGAAGAGCUGGACAGGAACUCCAACCACCCCGGUGUCGCACCCAUCUACUUCCCCGCUGAACUGGCCAGGCUGGAGUCCAUCGAGAAAGACCUGGAGUACUUCUACGGCCAGGACUGGAGAGAGAAGAUUGUUGUCCCCACAGCCACUAAAAGAUACUGCCACAGACUCAGACAGAUUGGUAAAGAAAACCCUGAAUUUCUGGUUGCCCAUGCUUACACCCGCUACCUCGGUGACCUGUCUGGAGGGCAGAUCCUGGGUAGAAUCGCCCAGAAGUCCAUGGGGCUCAAGAGCAAUGAGGGUCUGUCAUUCUUUGCUUUCCCUGGAGUCUCAAGCCCCAACCUGUUCAAGCAGCUCUACCGCAGCCGGAUGAACAGCGUGGAGCUGACGGAGGAGGAGAGGAAUGGCGUGCUGGAGGAAGCCGUCAGAGCCUUCGAGUUUAACAUUCAGGUCUUUGAUGAUUUACAGAAGUUACUCAGUGUCACUGAAAACCAGCUGCACAAUGGUUCAGCACACUCCAAACCAGUAACGACACUCCAGAUCCCUGGAACCAUGAUCAACACUUCCCCACUGCUGAGGAUGGUCCUGGGACUCUUUGUGGCUCUGGCUACUGUCAGUAUGGGAAUCUAUGCUUUUUAGAGACACAACAAUAAAUACUAUGUACUUGUCUGUUGUUGAUAAGGUUUUGUUUUUGUACUGUAAAACUAUUGAAAACCCUUACCUGAUUAUACCUUAAGUCUGUAAGAUUUUAGCUGUCUAUAAAUAACAAAAUACUGUGUAAUAUUUGUAUUUUAACAGAAAACCACAUUUAUAUGUACAUUGACUGAAUGGCUUUUUGAUGCUACAAUUUUUCCUCAAUCAGUUAUGAGGCAAAGUGAAAUAUGUAUGCUUUUAACACUGUAAAUAUGUUAUUUUUGUAAUAAAAUAUUCUGUUGAAAGAAAA